AUGUCUCAGACCACUCUGCAUACCACUCUUCAUCCUGUUUCCCAGCCUAUUGCAAUGUUCCAGCAAUUCAUCGCAACGGAGCAGCAGACAAUAGUCCUAAAAGAAAAGAUUCUCUCUCUCUCAGGGGACAGCUUUGACAUUAAGCUUGAGAAUGGCGCUCCGUUUCUGACAGUGAAUGGCAACCGGUUAUCUCCUUCUGGGCGUAAGAAGGUCAACGACCCGGAUGGCACUCACCUUUUCGAUCUUCGCAAGGAACACUUGCAUCUCCAUACGACCUAUAUCAUGGAGGACCUGAACGGAGACAAGAUUUGUGAGGUCAGGAGCAGUCACAAACUCAUCGGUUCCAAGGCUACUGCCACCCUUACCGAUGUGUCCGGCAAGGCUAUAACUUUGGUCAUGGAAGGAAACUGGAAUGAUCGCACAGCCAAAAUUGUCGAUGAAGAGUCUGGUCAAGCUGUGGCGACCAUUUCCCGGAAACGUUUCACCGGUCGUCAUAUAUUUUUCGGCCAGGACACUUACGUAGUGACGGUGCCGCCCGGUGUAGACAUGGCACUGAUCGCUGGCCUAUGUAUCUGCUUUGAUGAGAAGAACAAUGAUUAG
Messenger RNA from Penicillium cataractarum, 600 nucleotides. RefSeq lists its product as uncharacterized. The transcript is spliced from 2 exons. NCBI's taxonomy places the organism in Eukaryota, Fungi, Ascomycota, Eurotiomycetes, Eurotiales, Aspergillaceae. The coding region runs from base 1 to 600 and encodes 199 amino acids. The record is from RefSeq and is a predicted model, not a curated record.